AUGUCUGACUUCGGCCGCAAAGAUUUCUCCGACAAGGUCGGCGAGAAGUUCACUCCUGACUCCACCAAGUCCACCGGCGAGAAGUUCAAGGAGGGCGUCACCGGCACCAGCGACAAGGCCGCUCGCGGUGCCCAACCCGACAGCAGCAAGUCGCACACCCAGGAGGCCACCGACAAGUUCGGCCGCAGCAAGGACGAGCACGUCCACGGCGGCACCCACCAGUCCGUUGCCGACAAGACCAAGCACGCCCUCGGCAUGGACAAGAAAUAG
Molecule: messenger RNA, 270 nt
Organism: Eremomyces bilateralis CBS 781.70
Lineage: Eukaryota; Fungi; Ascomycota; Dothideomycetes; Eremomycetales; Eremomycetaceae
Exons: 3
Coding region: 1-270 (89 amino acids)
Source: RefSeq, a predicted model, not a curated record